Messenger RNA from Salvia hispanica, 1753 nucleotides. Its product is annotated as actin-related protein 2/3 complex subunit 2A-like. The record is from RefSeq and is a predicted model, not a curated record. Gene Ontology annotation, molecular function: structural constituent of cytoskeleton; actin filament binding. Gene Ontology annotation, biological process: Arp2/3 complex-mediated actin nucleation; actin filament polymerization. Lineage: Eukaryota; Viridiplantae; Streptophyta; Magnoliopsida; Lamiales; Lamiaceae. Gene Ontology annotation, cellular component: actin cytoskeleton; Arp2/3 protein complex.
GAUUUAGCCAUUUUAAGAAAUAGACUAAUAUUGUUCCGUUCCGCCCUCACAUUCUGAAUCCUUAGCCACCGUCGUCUCUUCGGCUGAUCUCCACCGUCUCCGUUGCCGGUGCUUCCACCUCUGUCCCCGGAGGAGGAGAGGAGGUUCUAAGCGACACACGCUAGAAUGCUCAUUAGUCUGUGUGCGAUGGAGUACGAUGCCGAUCCCUUGCCACCUCGCGCUUUUUCUCUCUAUUCCUCUGAAUUCUCGCCACUUUCGAUCUCGUAUAAAUCUUUGAAUUAUUGAGAUCCGUGAGUGUGUUUAAACCGCCUAACCUCACAAAGGAUUGGAAUUAGCUGUUACAAAUCGAUGAUCCUGUUGCAGUCGCCCUGCAGAUAUCUCCUGCAAGUCUUGUCUACUCGGGUUCAGAAUCUUGAUAAAGGAGUUGAAUUAGACUGCCAGUGGGUUGAGUUUGAUGAUGUCCGCUACCAUAUUCAGGCAACUGUAAAGAAUCCAAAUCUCCUCCUAUUAUCACUAUCAUUACCCGCACCGCCUCCAGAAACUGUAUUUUUUGGAGGACUUCCUCAAGGGGCUAUAGAAGCUAUAAAGGCAGCAUAUGGUGCGGUUCUACAAGUUCUUGAUCCCCCAAGGGAUGGUUAUAAUCUUACAGUGAAACUGAACCUGUCCAAGCUUCCACCAGAUGAAGACCAUAAGCAAGCAUUCCUGGUAAAGAUCGCUUCUGUAAGAGAACUAGUACAGGGUGCGCCAUUGAGAGCGGUAUUUAAGCAACUACUCUUGAGGGGUGUAAAGUCUGACUUAAACAAGAUUAUUUCACUUGUGCAUCGGCCAAAUGAAUCAUUUUUUGUUUUUCCCCAGGCGGAUAAGGUAACUGUGAUUUUCCCCAUGCGAUUCAAGGAUUCCAUAGAUACAGUUCUUGCCACUUCUUUCCUUCAGGAGUUUGUCGAAGCAAGGAGAACCGCUGGACUUAAUAACGCCCCUCCUUGUCUGUGGUCAUCUUCCCCCCCUAAGGAGUUGGAAGGUUGUCCAGAUGAAGCAUUAUCAGCAAAUGCUGGAUUUGUCAGCUUUGUUAUUUUUCCUCGCCACGUGGAAAACAGAAAGCUGGACAGAACCGUUUGGAGUUUAUCGACAUUUCAUGCUUAUGUCAGCUAUCACGUCAAGUGUUCGGAAGGUUUCAUGCAUACAAGGAUGAGACGUCGGGUGGAGACAUUGAUAGAGGCUCUGGAUCGUGCCAAACCAGAUUCAGAGAAAGCUAAGAAUACCGAACAGGCUAGAUCCUUCAAAAGACUGAGUAUCAAGGACGGCCGAAGCAACUCCAAUGUAAAGUGAGAUGUGCUCAGCCUGAGAGAUGCAUGUUAGCGAACCGGGUUAUAGGAAAAAAGAGCAGGGCGACCUCUACCCGUGCUAAUUGAGCCAAGUCACGAAGCACCUGUUGUUUGUAUAUCAUAGAAGUUUUGCAAUAUUCUUGGACACGGGAUGUUGAAUUUCUUGCAUUGAUUUGUAAAUCCAGUUCCCUAUCCAUGGUGAUGUCACAGCUACAACCAUGAGGUGCUGAAACCAGAGUGAAUGUGUGUCUGAGCAGCAGGGAGCCGAAAGGGUAUUUCUCUUUAGUUGCUUUCAAGCUUUAACUGCGUUUUAGUCUCUUUUUAUUUGCUGUUGUAUGUACGUUGCAGAUGAAGUUAAGAUCGAUGGAUGUUUUCUCACAAUUUGAUCUUUAGAGAGUCAAAUUUAGAAAAAAGAAAAAAGUUUAAAUCUA